Molecule: messenger RNA, 1141 nt
Organism: Trichoderma harzianum CBS 226.95
Lineage: Eukaryota; Fungi; Ascomycota; Sordariomycetes; Hypocreales; Hypocreaceae
Exons: 2
Coding region: 241-954 (237 amino acids)
Biological process (GO): mRNA splicing, via spliceosome
Cellular component (GO): spliceosomal complex; U4/U6 x U5 tri-snRNP complex
Molecular function (GO): nucleic acid binding; zinc ion binding
Source: RefSeq, a predicted model, not a curated record
GUACAGCAUAUUGGCUCGAUUGACACAUGCAAGAUUGUUUGUAUGAAUUGGAAAAAAGUUCCUUCUCGGAGCUGCCCCGCGGUGGGGUUGACAAUUUCUUAUCUUAGCGCCGGUUGACCCUUGUCUGCCGCUUAUGCCAAAAGCUUUCGGCGGUUUUGGUGUCGCGUCUAAACCUGCCCGUUUCUAAGCCGCUUUCUUUUUCCUACACUUAUUUCCAACGACGCAAUUCAGCCAGCCGACAUGUCUGAUUCAAAGAGCAAAAGCGCCUACGGUGUGGCAGCAGGAGAUACUGAUUUCCGAAAGAAUUGGGAUCUCGACGAAUAUGCGGCGAAGGCCAAGGAACGCGAGGCCAAGGAGAGGGAGGAGGGCAAGGCGCGUUACGAGGCCAAGCUGGCCGGCAAGAAGUAUCACAAGCCCAUGACGGGUAAUGAGACGUAUACAUCGGCGCGGAGAAAUAUCAUCGACGUGAGCGCACAAGUUGGAAAGACGCAGUUGGUGCCUGCGGGAACGGGCGUUGGAAAACGAGGCAAAGGCGCUGGUUUCUACUGCGAGGCCUGUGAUCUUACGUUCAAGGACAACCUACAAUGGGUCGAGCACUUGAAUACGACGCAGCAUCUGCUCAACACGGGCCAGACGACCGAAGUCAAGCGAGCGACUGUCGAAGAAGUGCACGACCGAAUCGAGUUCUACAUCCGCCGGAAAGAGGAUCUCGAGAAGGAAAAAGCCACAAGUCUUCACGAAAGAUUGCAGCUAAGAGAGGAAGAGAUGCAGAAGGAGGCGGAGGAGAAGAGGAAGAAGCGUAAAGAGGAAACAGAAAAGAAGCGCCUGGAGAAGGAGCAGGCGGCCAAGGUCAAGACGGAGUAUGGCGAAGAUGUGCGGAUUGAAGGAGAGCAUGACGAGGACGACAUGAUGGCACAGAUGGGAUUUACCGGGUUCGGCUCGUCGAAGAAGUGAUAUGUGAUGGAGAUUAGGGAGUGAUGACUUAAUGAUACCCAGACUGAAGGCGUUUUGGAGAUUCAAUGUAGUGGGGACGAAACAGCAUAUGGACGACAUGUAACAGAACAUUGAAUGAGCGGUAUAUAUAAUUGUACAUAUUCAAGCAUACUAAAUAACGAUAUAAAGAUCCAAGUAUGAAAGCAAU